This is a messenger RNA of Spea bombifrons (plains spadefoot toad), 4875 nucleotides long. RefSeq names its product adenylate cyclase 5 (gene ADCY5). The transcript has 22 exons. Gene Ontology annotation, cellular component: plasma membrane. The record is from RefSeq and is a predicted model, not a curated record. NCBI's taxonomy places the organism in Eukaryota, Metazoa, Chordata, Amphibia, Anura, Pelobatidae. Gene Ontology annotation, biological process: cAMP biosynthetic process; adenylate cyclase-inhibiting G protein-coupled receptor signaling pathway; adenylate cyclase-activating G protein-coupled receptor signaling pathway. Gene Ontology annotation, molecular function: adenylate cyclase activity. Bases 547 to 4143 code for a protein of 1198 amino acids.
CGCAUGCUGUGUGACUCUUGCGUGUACCCCGCGCCGUGCGUGUGAUGAGACGGUCAUGCGCUGAUACGGAGCCGGUGGAUUAGCCGUACAGAUGUGAUUUCCAUGCUCAGGGUGCGUGUCGCCCGUCCGGCCCCCGUCGAGCGGAUCGCCUCUCGCCAGGACCCGGAGCUGACGGACCUCGGAUCCGCUGCGAUCUGGAUUUACCAAAUGAUUUAAUUCUCCUUAUUAAAGGGUUUACAGAAAAGGAGCAGACGGCGGCUAAUGUUCCGAGUCGCUGCCGUGCCGGGAUUAAGCCGUCGGAUGUCGGUUUCCUUCAUUAUUCUUUCAGUCCGCGUUUAAUGGAUAUUUUUGGAUAUAAUUUGGGGAAGAUCGUUCCGCGCCCAGCGAGUAUCAUGAACGCCUUUUAUCCGGGACAUUUCCAGAGGAGGAUUGGCCGUGAAAAUGCCUUUUCUGUAUUUUUAAUGCCCCCCCGGAACGUGCCGUAUAAUAAUAAUAUUUAAGGCUCGGCGGUCGUAAUGCCCGGGAUCGCCCGUGGCUCCCGAGGACAUGUCUAGGUCAAAUAGCGUGAGCCCCCCGGGAUUCGGGGCUCCCGUCCUACGGGCCGGCGCCGAGCACAGAUCGGCCUGGGGGGAAGCAGAAUCCAGAGCCAAUGGCUACCCUUACUCCAGCCGCUCGUCCAGGAAAAAGACGUCCCGCAUGAUGGGCUUGUGGAGGAGCGACGAGGACUACGAGCCCCCGCAGGGGAAGCGCUCCUCUGCAGAGAAUAAGGUGAGCUUCAGGUCCAAAUCGGCCUGGCAGGAGCACCGGGACGAGAUCCGGAACAACAACCGGCCGCCGGCCAAGAAGCCCCAGGACGGGGAGGUCGGGCCCAGGUCGGUGGAGCUCGGCUUGGAGGAGAAGUUGGGGAAAGGUAAGGCGGAGGGCGCCGAGGACGUGGCCGACUUCCACUACUCGGUGGGCUUGUGCUGCGGCGACGUUCUGGAGAUUUUCCGCUCCAAGAAGUUCCAGUCGGAGAAGCUGGAGAGACUUUACCAGAGAUACUUCUUCCGGCUCAACCAGAGCAGCCUCACCAUGCUGAUGUCGGUGCUGAUCCUGGUCUGCUCGGUGAUGCUCGUGCUCCACUGCGUCCAGGGCGAUCUCCAGGUGCCUUACGUGGCCGUCCUCUCCGUGGCCAUGUUUGUCAUUUUCGUGCUCAUCGCCGUGUGCAACCGGAACGGCUUCCACCAGGACUACAUGUGGGUCGCCUGUUACGCCGUCAUCCUGGUGGUCUUCAUGGUGCAGGUGGUGGGGGUCCUGCUGGUGCGGCCCCGGAGUGCUUCUGAUGGAAUCUGGUGGACUGUAUUCUUUAUCUACACCAUCUACACCCUUCUUCCAGUCCGCAUGAGAGCCGGCGUCAUCAGCGGAGUCGUCCUGUCCACCGUCCACCUUGCCGUGUCGCUGAAGAUCAACGCCACGGACGAGUUCCUGUUCAAACAGCUGCUGUCCAACGUCCUCAUCUUCUUGUGCACAAACAUUGUUGGUAUCUGCACCCACUACCCGGCAGAGGUGUCCCAGCGCCAGGCGUUUCAGGAGACGAGGGAGUGUAUCCAGGCCAGACUGCAUUCCCAGAGAGAGAACCAGCAGCAGGAGCGACUCCUGCUGUCGGUGUUACCGCGUCACGUUGCCAUGGAAAUGAAGGCUGACAUCAACGCCAAGCAGGAAGAUAUGAUGUUUCACAAAAUUUACAUCCAGAAACACGACAAUGUCAGCAUCCUCUUUGCUGACAUCGAAGGAUUCACCAGCCUGGCGUCUCAGUGCACGGCGCAGGAGUUGGUCAUGACUCUCAACGAGCUCUUCGCCCGCUUUGACAAACUGGCGGCUGAGAACCACUGCCUGCGGAUCAAGAUCCUGGGGGACUGUUACUACUGCGUGUCGGGGUUACCGGAGGCGCGGGGGGAUCACGCUCACUGCUGCGUGGAGAUGGGGCUGGACAUGAUAGAGGCCAUAUCGCUCGUUCGGGAAGUCACAGGCGUGAACGUGAACAUGCGCGUGGGAAUUCACAGCGGACGCGUUCACUGCGGGGUCCUUGGGCUGCGCAAGUGGCAAUUCGACGUGUGGUCCAAUGACGUCACUCUUGCAAAUCAGAUGGAAGCGGGGGGCAAAGCCGGCCGGAUCCACAUCACUAAAGCGACCCUGAAUUAUCUGAACGGAGACUACGAGGUGGAAGCGGGCGCCGGGGGCGAGAGGAACGCGUACCUCAAAAAACACGACAUCGAGACGUUCCUCAUCGUGCGCUGCAGCCAGAAGCGGAAAGAAGAAAAAGCCAUGAUAGCGAAAAUGAACCGGCAGCGAGCAAACUCUAUCGGCCACGGCCCGGCCCCCUGGGGGGUAGACAGACCUUUCUACAACCACCUGGGGUCACAUCAGGUGUCCAAGGAGAUGAAACGGAUGGGAUUCGAGGACCCAAAAGACAAGAACAUCCAGGAAAACAUGAACCCCGAGGACGAGGUCGAUGAGUUCUUGGGCCGAGCCAUCGAUGCCCGAAGUAUCGACAGGUUGAGAUCGGAGCACGUGCGCAAGUUCCUCCUCACCUUCCACGAGCAGGACCUGGAGAAAAAGUACUCCAAGCAGGUGGACUAUCGCUUCGGGGCGUACGUCGCUUGCUCCUUCAUGGUCUUCCUCUUCAUCUGCUUCGUCCAGAUCACUAUCGUCCCACACUCCAGUUUCAUGCUGGGUUUCUUCCUGGGCUGUUUUCUGGUUCUGGUCUCCGUCCUGUCCGUGUCUCUCCUCUACUCCUGUAUUAAGAUUUUCCCGUCUCCGCUGCAGUCGUUGUCCAAGAAGAUCGUUCAGUCGCGGAUAAACAGCACGGCGGUCGGGAUCCUCGCCAUCAGCUUAGUCUUCCUGUCGUCUUUUAUUAACAUGUUCAUGUGCAGCACCUCGAGCCUCCGCGGCUGCCUGGCCUCCGAAUAUAAGACGUCCCCGAAUAACGUGACCCCCUGCAUGCUGCGGGACUCCAUGCGCAACUACAGCCUGGACACGGAGUGGGGGAUCUGCGGGGGGUCCGCGCCCAGCUGCAACUUCCCCGAGUACUUCACUUACUGCAUCCUGCUGAGUCUCCUCGCCUGCUCCGUGUUCCUGCAGAUCAGCAGCAUCGGGAAGCUCGUUCUCAUGCUCAUCAUAGAGCUCGUCUACGUUAUUGUCAUAGAGGUUCCUCAGGUGACGCUCUUUGAUAACGCCGACCUCCUCGUGGCAGCCAAUGACAUAGGUUCCUUCACAUCAACCAACUCCACAAACUCCACGCUCAGCUGCGCAGACAGCACGUCGCGGGUGGCGCUGAAGAUCGUCACGCCUGUGAUUAUCACGGUCUUUGUUCUGGCUCUUUACCUUCACGGCCAGCAAGUGGAAUCCACGGCCAGACUGGACUUUCUGUGGAAGCUGCAGGCCACCGAGGAGAAGGAGGAGAUGGAGGAACUCCAGGCCUACAACCGCCGUUUGCUGCACAACAUCCUUCCGAAGGACGUGGCGGCUCAUUUCUUGGCGAGGGAGCGGCGGAACGACGAGCUGUACUACCAGUCGUGCGAGUGCGUGGCCGUCAUGUUCGCCUCCAUCAGCAACUUCUCCGAGUUCUACGUGGAGCUGGAAGCCAACAACGAGGGAGUGGAGUGUCUGAGGCUUCUCAACGAGAUCAUCGCUGACUUCGAUGAGAUCAUCAGCGAGGACGAGUUCCGGCAGCUGGAGAAGAUUAAGACGAUCGGCAGCACUUACAUGGCGGCUUCGGGACUCAACGACACGACUUACGACAAGGCCGGGAAAAGCCACAUCAAGGCGCUGGCGGAUUACGCAAUGAGACUCAUGGAUCAGAUGAAAUAUAUCAACGAGCAUUCGUUCAACAACUUCCAAAUGAAAAUAGGACUGAACAUCGGGCCGGUGGUGGCCGGAGUCAUAGGAGCUCGGAAACCACAAUACGACAUUUGGGGGAACACUGUGAACGUGGCGAGUCGCAUGGACAGCACCGGGGUGCCCGAGAGAAUCCAGGUCACGGCGGAUCUCCAGCAGGUUCUCGCCGCCAGUAACUACACCCUGGAGUGCAGAGGAGUCGUGAAAGUGAAGGGUAAAGGUGAAAUGACCACUUACUUCCUAAACCACGGCCCGUCCAGCAGCUAGCGGAGCGAGAGACAAACCGUUCGUGACAAACGCCGGGACCCGCCGAGGCUCCGACCCACCCGCCAAGCCAGAGCCGCGGCCGUCAGGGUCGUCUCCAGCAUCGCGGGGGAUUAACCAAAGAGUUAACUCGCCAUCGAAUCUGGACCCUCAGCUAAAGGGCAGAGAGAAGCCCUGGGGGCGCCGGCGCGUGGCUUCCCCCAGGAAGGGGUAUGAGGAAUGUAUACCGGUACCAGUUUGCCAGCAACGUUUGUACAAAGAGUAAUAUAAUGUAUAUACGGACCGGCCGGAGCCACGCCGUGGCCUUCAGAAAGAUUAUUAAACACGGACAUCGGAUCAAGAAGCCGCUCGAUGUUAACGCGGGACGACAUUCAGAGCAAAGCCCGUGAUGGCGUCACUAGAACUCUCGUGUCACGUGUUACACGCCACGCGUGACCCAGACGCUCCUGGUCACGCAUUACACGCCACACGUGAACCAGACUCCGGAGAGACUCCAUGUGCAUUUUUUGUAAUUUUAUUUUGUAAUAUUUUAGUGUGAAAAUUUAGCAAAACACAGAUUAUAUAUUUUGUAAAUUAUAUAUACGGAGAGGGGAGUCACUGAACACGCGUGUAUACGAUGACUCUGUACAGUACACGGAUUUACACGGCUCCUUGAGACGUGGCAGUUUCAGAAACACGGAAGGGGGAGAGUUUCAGGGAGGGGAUUUAAAGCUGCGCAGGGGGCCGAUACAGGAG